Messenger RNA from Pistacia vera, 1934 nucleotides. RefSeq names its product UPF0496 protein At2g18630. Bases 660 to 1805 code for a protein of 381 amino acids. The record is from RefSeq and is a predicted model, not a curated record. Lineage: Eukaryota; Viridiplantae; Streptophyta; Magnoliopsida; Sapindales; Anacardiaceae. The transcript has a single exon.
CUCUAUAUUUACGAUUUUCCUUCUUUUAACUUCUCCUUCUUUACCCACUUUCUUUACUCACUUUCCUUUGCUUUAUAGUUUUUACUAUGCGUGCAAGGCAUCUCAUGAACCGCCUUAUAUACACUACUUGGUGACCCUCUUUUGCUCUUUAUAUUUCUGUCAUUUCUUCUAAUAUCUAUUGUCGCAUUUCAAUUAUAUCGAAAGAGAGCUUGGUUGUGGGGUUUAGCUCAUAUUUCAGCUUGUUUACUUUUCGCGGAGGAUCCAAGUGAGAGUAACGUCGUCUUAUCUUAUUUAGUUCGAUUGAAAUUCAGGUAUUUUUAAGUUCAACAAAAUUUCUCUCAAUUAAAGUUUACAUAUUGAUUUUGGGUUUUUCAUUUGGAUCUAAGUUCGUCUCGAUUUCCUAGAGUAGUGGUUGGUGCAAUUUGGUUCAGCUUAGUUUUGACAUUCUGUACUCUUUCUUUAUCAUAAAUAUCUUUGUUAUCUUAGUCAAAUUAAAGGAUUGCCAUUUCGGUUCUGAAGAUUGUAGUUUUCUGGGGUUUCUUAAGCUAAAAUAUUCAGUAACCCAAGAUUUCAUACCGAUUCUUUUUCAUAGUAAAGCUGUAAUAUUAAGUUCCUGAAAUACAAUUCUGGGUUUUUCCUCCGUAAUCAAUUGGAUCACCAUGAUGGGAGGACAAUCUAGCAAGAAGAAAGGUAGCGAUGCAACGCCACCAGCCCUCCAAAUGAAAAUUGAUUCCCAAUUCUCAGCUGAUCUUAGCUCAUAUGAGGCUGCUUGUACACUUGAUCCGGACUUGCAAUCCUUUGAUAAUAUCAUUCAUGAACGUACCAGCCGUGUUAUCAACACACUUUCUACCGGUGUUGAGGUUCGUUCCUUGUCUUUUGACUCACUCAAAGAAGUCACCGGAUCUCUUCUUGAUAUGAACCAAGAAGUGGCCAAAGUAAUUCUAGAAUGCAAGAAAGAUAUAUGGAAUAAUCAAGAAUUGUUUGAUUUGGUUGAAGAGUACUUUGAGAGUAGCAUCCAGAUCUUAGAUUUUUGCAAUGUUUUUGAGAAUUGCCUCAAGCGUGCUCGAAACAGCCAAUUAAUUAUUAAGCUUGCCGUUAAGCAGUUUGAGGAAGAAAUGGGACUACAGGAUGGGGUUGAUGAGAAAAGGUAUGUCAAGACAUUGGAGGAACUAAAGAAGUUUAAGGAAGCUGGGGAUCCAUUCACAGAGGAGUUCUUUACCUUGUUUCAGUUGGUGCAUAAGCAGCAGCUGUCUAUGUUACAGAAAUUGCUGAGAAGAAAAAGAAAGCUUGAUAAGAAACUGAAAUCCAUGAAAACAUGGAGGAUGGUGUCAAAUGUCUUGUUUGUUUCUGUAUUUGUGUCUGUAUUAAUUUUCUCAGUGGUGGCAGCUGCCAUUGCUGCUCCACCUUUCGUUACAGCUUUGGCUGGUGCAUUGGCUGUUCCAAUUGGUUCAGUGGGGAAAUGGUGUAACUCUCUCUGGAAGGGGUAUGAGAGUGCGCUGAAAGGGCAGAAGGAUUUAAUUAGUUCAAUGCAGAUUGGCACUUUAAUUAAAAUCAAUGACUUGGAUCAUAUACGAAUACUUGUGAACAAAUUGGAAAUUGAGAUGGAGUCAUUAUUGAACAAUGCUGAUUUCGCUGUCAGAGAAGAAGAUGUCGUGAAGCUUGCCAUUGAUGAGAUAAAGAAGAAGUUGGAAGUUUUCAUGGAAACUAUUGAGGUUUUAUGUGAACAUGCUGAUAAGUGUAGCCGUGAUAUAAGAAGGGCCAGGACAGUGAUUUUACAGAAGAUAAUCAAAUAUCCCAAUAAUUGAAGAAGCCUUUUGGUAACAGUACUGAUGACUUUCCCCAUGAUUGUUAUAUUAUUAUGUGAUGUGCUAGAUAAAGAACUACUAACUCUACACCACGGAUCAAUUGGUUUUGAAUUGAUCCUCUAUAAAAGU